This is a messenger RNA of Leishmania braziliensis MHOM/BR/75/M2904, 4596 nucleotides long. RefSeq names its product 5'a2rel-related protein. The transcript has a single exon. The coding region runs from base 1 to 4596 and encodes 1531 amino acids. Lineage: Eukaryota; Euglenozoa; Kinetoplastea; Trypanosomatida; Trypanosomatidae. The record is from RefSeq and is a predicted model, not a curated record.
AUGAUGGAUAUCAGCAUUGGCUCGCCUGCGUCGUCUUAUCGAAGCCGCAGCAGCCGCAGCAGUGGCGACUGUACCCAACGCCCUGGUCUUGCUCGCGAUGCGGGCGGUAGCAGUGACAGCGGGGCUGCCGGCCAGACGACGGGGCUGCUGACGGAUGCAGCGGGGCUGGGCGACGCUAAUGAUGGGGACGGACGCCGCCACUCUCGUCGCCGACUAGAAGACUCGUGUGGCGGCUUUGAGGGAAGCCGCAGCGGACUAGAGCCCACGGCCGCGGGCGAGGAUCGAUGCCCGCCUUCAUUAGGCUGGGGUGGGGAGGCGGCGUGCAGACCGCCGCCACCGAACGCCAGCGUGGCCCCGGCACCGCAGCGUCAGGGGACCGACGUGCUCGUCGACGCCUUGUCGAGCUGUGAGUCGAUGCGGCCGUCGCGGAGGACGCCGUCGUCGAUUCCGCUCUGCGCGCCGCUGCCGUCCUCUUCGUCGCCCGUGACGGGGGGUGGCGGUGCGGUGCACCUGGCCUCUCGUCAUGCACGACCGCUGCUGCCAGGCGACCGCCUGCAUAGCCGCGUGGAGGGGAUGGCGUCGCUCUGCACUGCAGCUGGCCAUGGUCAGGCCUCGGCGGCGAUCCCACCGUUGUCCGCCGCAGCUUCACGUGCAGCGGGAGAGCGUGGGUGCACGGAUGAUGCAGUGUGCGCGCGCGCACCCAGGGCCGCCCCAUUGGAGGCUGACGCAAGAGCAAGUGCGCCAGCUGCCGUCGCCACUGCCGCACCCGCCACGCGGUCACCGGAGCGACAGCAGGCGAACUCUCGCACCUUUGUCCACACGGAGAGCCUGUCACCCCUGCGCCGCGCUGAGCACACGGUGCGCGCACCCCGCAAUACUGAGCGCGACGUCGCCGCUGAAGCUCCUCCCGACGCGGAGGUACUCGGCGCCUGCUGUGGUCCGCUUGGGAUGCUCGCGCUGGAGUUGCUCCCCGGUGGUGGGGGCCAGGAGGUGCUGGGCAACCGACCACGCGCUGAGCGCGCGUUACGACUUGCACGCGUGAGCCACACCACGGCGACUCUGGCGUCGCCACCAGCGCUCUCGCCUACGCCCACCUCCGCUGAGCCGCUCCCUCGACCGCCACCGCUGUCAAGCGCCUCCACCGCUGCCGCGCCAGAGCGACAGCCGCGGUUGCGAGUGCCGUCGCAGCCGCUUGAAUCUGCGAACUCUGCGUCCCCCUCGCGUCCGGUGGCAUGGCGGGGGGCGUGCAGCAGGGCGAGCGCGACAACCGCGACGCCCUCUGACAGCUACGAUCGCGGCGAGUCCUGUCGCCGUCAUUACAGCCGUCGGCACGGGUCUGACUCCCGCCAUCGCGCCGUCGGCGGCGUGGAGGACGGCGAUAGCGCCAGGAGCAGCUCGCCCGGGCUCACCGAGACGAACGGCGCACGACCGCCGUCGCAGGCACCGGCGCCGCGUCACCCGCCCUCUUUCUCGCUGCUGACUACGCGGCACGCGUGCCACCGGUUGCCGAGCAGCAGCGGCAGCGCCGAAGGUGGCCGCCCGGGCGAGGCGCAGCGGGCCGACGAAACGCGGCAGCCGCUCGACUCAUCGCAGGCGUCAUCCCCGGCGCCGUCUCCGCUAGCGUCGCGCUCGCCCUCGGCGCGGGCGCCGCCAUCCGUGCCGCCACCACCUCAGAGAAGCGUCGAGGAGACUCGUGGGGGUAGCAGCAGCGAUAAGGGCGAGGGCGGCACGGGCCCUGCCAUGACGGAGCUAGCCGAGUGGCGACCCCCUCUAGCUACACCAGGGGAGCGCGCUGUGAGCUGCGGCGGUAGUGAUGGCGCCACGGCAAUCGCUGGCGAAAGCCCUCCGCCGCUUCCCCUGGCGCCAUGGAGAGCCGGCGAUGGCGCGUCCUCCCUCGACCCAGGCCGUUGUGGGAGCCACCCCCACAGCAAGAGCCGUGCCACCGACGCACACGGCGUCGCGCGUCAGCCUUCAGCCUCUGACCCCGACGUGGCCAGCGAGACUCGUGCCGGAGACCGUGAGGUGUGGACGUCUCGUGAGUGCCAUGCGUCCCCCGCCGCAGUCUCCCUGAGGGAUGGCGCUGCUGCCGCUCUGGGGGUGGACGGGGCGCAUCGUGGUGUCGCCUCAUCAGCUGAUCGCCCAGCCCACACUCAGACGUGGCCGGCGCAAGGGCGAGCGCUGGAUCGGUGGCGCAGUCACGCAUCUCUAGUCGGCGGCGCGGCUGCCGAGACCGCCGCGCUGUCGUCGUCUUCGGCGGCCGUCACGCCGUCCCCGCAGCGCCCUGCCACGCAGCUACUGGCCGAGUGCGACGACGGCCAUCCACCGCAGUCGCGCCGCGGAGAUGGCAGGACGGCGAAAAGUCCACUCAAGGGUGGCGUCGACGCUGUCCGUUGGGUACUCAGCUCUGCUGGCGCGGAGGACGACCUCUCCGAAGCGUCGCUGGCACCGCCGUCUGUCCGCAAAGCUUCUGGGGCGCGCACGCGGGCGCCUCCCACGAGCUUACGCAGCGCGAGCACCACUGGCAUCUCGGGCACGGCUGGCAGCGCUUCACCCCGUGUGGUGGCGUCCGCUGGCCUCGCUGAGACGACGCAGAGCUGGGCGUCGGCAGUGCAUGUGCCGGGAGCCAGGCGUGCCAGCGCACAAGCGUGCCAGCGCGUGGCCGCGCUGUCGUCGUCCCGUUCACGCGUGCGGCUGACCGUCAUCACUUCGCCGGCUCCGGAGCGCAGGGGGAACAGAGCUGAGCGUGAGUUCGACGUGGGAGGCGCCGUGCAAGUCGGCCCACGUGGUCGGUGCAGCGGUGCGCGCUGGCGUGCGGAAGGCAGCACCGGCGAGGGUUUUCGUGCACGCAACGGCGGCGCGCGCGGCUUUGGGAUCGCUGCGGUGCUGCAGGGCGUCCAUCCGCUGCGGAGCUCCUCGAGUGGGCCGCACGCAUCACAUCCAGGGCUUGCGGCGGUGCUGGCGCCGCGGGCUGUCGUCAUGUGCAGGUCGGGGAGCAGUGCGGAGGUGGACGGUGCCGAUGGCGGCGAGGAGACGGGAGCCGUAGCACGCACGUGGCGGCCCGCUACGUCGCUCGGCUUUGUGUGUGACGGCGUCCGUCGGCGCAGCCCCCGGGACGACUGUCGGAGCGCUGCUGCAGCGCAGCGGCUGCGACAUCCGCGAGCGUUGCAGAAGCCGGCAGCCGCCGCCGGUGCGCUGUGUGCUCGUCCGGACGCGCAGCCCGCCGGCCACUCUCACGGCGACUCACAUGACCAUGUGCUGCCGAUGGAGUCCUCGCCCCUUGUUUCAGUCGUCUCGCUGGCCGUCGAGGCGGCCUCUCGUGUGUGUGCCAGCGCACACCGGGCGCGUUCUGCCGCUACGAGGUGGGCCGGUGUCGCCUCUAAUGGCGUUGGUGGUGGCCUUCUCCCAAGUUCGGCGUUGGCGCCUGGCUACGCUGCCGUGUACAGCCCUCGCAUGCUUGCCACAGCGGUGCUGGAGGCGCGCGAGGCCCUCCUGGGAACCGCCGGCGCCGCUGCGGUUGCAACGGCAGCGGGCGUCUGUCCUUCCGGGCCGCCUACUGCACUACUACCUCCGCACUGCGGUAGUCGCGCCAUGCCGGCGGUGGGGGCCACCGUUGCGGCUGUUGCCUCCACCAGCGGCUGCGUGUCGUCACGGUCUCUCUCCUCGCUGCGGAGUCCGCCACACCUUCGCGUUGACUUGACGGAGCGGAGUGCGGAUGUUUGCGCGAUGCCGGCGUCGGCGACAGCCGAUGCCGCGCCGUGGAGUCUCUACCUGAGCGGCUCGCCGGAUGCCGGGGAGCCAAUGCGGCACCGUGCGGCACCGCUUCAGCAGCCCCUGCACAGGCAACAGGACUUGCCAGUGGACACGUUCCCCUGUCCAGUGGCGCGACGCAUCCCAUUCGGAUUCGCGACCGGCGCUCUUGCAGGGGCCGUAUCACCUCCGCACGACGGGCGCGUGCCGAGCUGUCGCCCCCCAGCCGAAGAGCAGCGUUGCACCACAGCUUCGGAGCACAGCAACCCGACCGUGGCCCGAGCAGCGGCCCCUGCCACUGCUGCUUCCACCGCUCCUCGUGCGACCUCGGCGAGCCCCGCGCAGGCCCGACAUGGAGGCAUUCUGUCGCCGGAGCAUCACGCCGCUGGCGCAAGAGCGAGGGCGCGCGAGCGAGUGGUCUGGGCAUCCGCGGGGCGCAGCGGGGCGGGGGCGAAGGAUGCUGACCAUCGCCACGAUGCGCGUGUCUCGCGCCAGGUGCGCCAAUCACACACACUCGCCCAGCAGCGGCUCAUUCAGGAGGAGGCAUUCCGCCGUCGCUACAUCAGCAUGCAAGAGGAUCAUCAGUUUGCGAUUGAGGUGACGGAGCUGAACUACCAGCGUGCCGUGGAGUAUGCUCAUCAAGCGUCCACCGCCGGUGCGGCAGCGGCACCUGAUCGGCGAAGCGGCCACUCCGCUUCACCCGUGACUGCCGACUGCGACGCAGAGCCGCUGGUGGGUCUCCAGCGGGUACGCCGCGAUCAGGCGGCCAUGACGGCGACGCUGAGCACGCUGGCGAGGGAGCUGGCUGUGCUGUCGCUGCAGGGCAGUACGACGCUGGGCAACACUUAG